GGUCGGCCUUUUGGCGGGGUUGGAGCCUGGAGCUUGCGGGACGGUUGCUGCCGCUUUCUCUCUGCUGAAUUGAAGUCAAAAUGGGUCAUACUAAUUUGGCAAAUAUUGUUGAUCUGCAAAAGAAUACUGCCAACAUCCGCAAUAUCUGUAUAGUAGCUCACGUGGACCAUGGAAAAACUACCUUAGCUGACAGCCUUAUUGCUAGCAAUGGGAUCAUUUCUAAUCGACUUGCAGGAAAGUUACGGUAUAUGGACAGUCGAGAAGAUGAGCAGAUCAGAGGAAUCACAAUGAAAUCCAGUUCCAUAUCAUUGCACUUCAAUACAGAUAAUCAAGAAUAUCUCAUCAAUAUGAUAGAUUCUCCUGGUCAUGUGGAUUUUUCCUCUGAAGUAUCUACUGCCGUGCGUGUGUGUGAUGGUGCUGUUGUUGUUGUUGACGUUGUUGAAGGUGUUUGUCCUCAGACUCAGGCAGUGUUGCGCCAAGCCUGGUUGGAAAACAUUAGCCCAGUUUUAGUAAUUAACAAAAUAGAUCGACUGAUCAUUGAGCUAAAGCUAACUCCAUUUGAGGCUUAUAUUCAUCUGCAGAAGAUUCUGGAGCAGGUAAAUGCGGUAACUGGGAGUCUUUUUACUUCAAAAGUAUUGGAAGAGAGAGCGGAGAUGGAUGUCACACCAGAUCCCAGUUCAGAUUCUAAGACCAGUGGACAGAUUUAUGAUUGGAGUGCUGGCUUGGAAGAAACAGAUGAUUCGCACCUUUACUUUGCCCCUGAGCAAGGAAAUGUGGUUUUUGGAAGUGCUAUUGAUGGCUGGGGCUUCAGAAUUGAACAGUUUGUCCAGAUGUACAGUGAAAAAGUGGGGAUUAAAGCUGAAGUGUUGUUGAAGACUCUUUGGGGUGACUACUAUCUGAACACAAAAGCAAAGAAGAUAAUGAAAGGAGCACAGUCGAAAGGAAAAAAGCCUCUCUUUGUGCAAUUAGUGUUGGAAAACAUCUGGAGUUUAUACGAAGCUGUGGUUGUCCGAAGCUGCCAACUGCUGCAACAGAAGUCGGCUCUCGGGGACAAAGAGAAGAUUAACAAGAUAGUAAAUUCACUGGGUCUAUCCAUUCUACCUCGUGAUUCGCGACACACAGAUCCUAGAGUACAUCUCAAUGCCAUCUGCACUCAGUGGCUUCCCAUAUCUCAGGCUGUGUUGUCAAUGGUGUGCCACAAGCUGCCUAGCCCAUUGGAUAUUACUGAAGAGCGGGUUGAAAAGCUUAUGUGUGUUCGCAGCAGAAGAUUUGAUUCACUGCCUGCCCAAACCCAAGUGCUCAAACAAGCAUUUCUUGAAUGCAAGAGUGAUGAGACAGCUCCAGUCAUUGUAUUUAUUUGCAAGAUGUUUGCUGUUGAUCCCAAGGGUAUACCUCAGAAUAAGCCGAGACCCUUGACUCAAGAAGAAAUAGCUCAGCGACGGGAGCAGGCCAGGAAAAGACUUGCAGAAAAACUUGCAAAUCAAGGACAGCAAUCGGGAGAAAAUGCAGAGAUCUCUGCCACCAAUAGCAGAGGUGGCAGCACAAGAGACAUCCAGGUACCAAGCCAGAUGGAGCAGGCAGGACUGAAUGUUUACCAACAGGAAAGCGAACAGAGAGACCACUUCAUUGCAUUUGCCAGAGUAUACAGUGGAACGAUCCGCAGAGGACAGAAAUUGUUUGUGCUAGGCCCAAAAUAUGAUCCCUCGGAAGCUUUAGCCAAGUUGCCUGAGAAUUAUUCACCUGAUGAUGAAGUUUUGAUCCCACACCUGAGUUGUUGUACGGUUGAGGACUUGUAUCUGCUAAUGGGUAAAGAACUAGAAGAAGUCCAAGAGGUACCUGUUGGCAAUGUGCUAGGAAUUGGUGGCUUAGAAGAUCACGUCUUAAAAUCUGCCACGUUGUCGACUUCUCCUUUAUGCCCACCUUUUACGCCUUUGAACGUUGAAGCAACUCCCAUUGUAAGAGUAGCCGUGGAGCCUAAACAUCCAAGUGAAAUGCCACAGCUGGUGAGGGGGAUGAAGCUACUCAACCAAGCUGACCCAUGUGUGGAGGUGCUAGUCCAGGAGACGGGAGAACACGUAUUAAUAACUGCUGGAGAAGUCCACCUCCAGCGUUGCUUGGAUGAUCUCAGAGAAAGAUUUGCAAAGAUUGAAAUCAGUUCGUCAGCGCCAAUUGUUCCAUUCAGAGAGACUAUCAUUCGACCACCAAAAGUGGACAUGGUAAAUGAAGAUAUGGGCACUCAGCAAAAGGUUGCUGUCAUUCACCAAAAGAAAGAGGACCAGAGUAAAUAUCCUGAAGGUGUCAGUGUGGAUUCUGAUGGACUUGUGACUUUGAAUACACCCAAUAAGUUGUCCACUAUCAGCGUGAGAGCUAUGCCACUUCCAGAAUCGGUAACACAGUUACUUGAAGAAAAUAGUGAUCUGAUUCGUGCAAUGGAACUGUUCAACCUGUCAGUAAAAGAAGGCAGAGAAGCUCAAGAAAUAAACUUGACCACUCUUGAGGCUAUCAAGACGUUUAAGCAAAAGCUAGAAGAGAAUUUUGUAGGCCGGAAGUGGAGAAAUGCAGUGAACCAAAUCUCAUCAUUUGGACCACGGCGUUAUGGCCCCAAUAUUUUACUAAAUGGGUUAAAAAACUAUGAUAGGCCAUCAGUGUGGCAGUGCCUUGACAAAAACAGUAGGGAUUCAGGAGCCUAUAGGGACUUUGACAAUAGUAUAAUCAGUGGAUUUCAAUUGGCCACCCUUUCUGGUCCAAUAUGUGAAGAACCUCUUAUGGGUGUUUGCUUCAUUUUAGAAAAAUGGGACAUGAGUAAUAAAGUGAGGCAGUUUGUUCAAUCUUCCACAGAGGAACAGGCAUCUAAACCCGAGGUGCAACAGGAGAUAACUGCAAAAGAAAAUAGCCUUACUGACUUGAAGCCCAUAUUGGAAAUCACAAAACAACAAAAUGGUCGGACUGAGAGCAGCCAGACUCCAGCCAAGAGUUCUGAUGAUGGAAAAUAUAACUCUGAAAUGGUGCUUACGGAUUGCUAUGGUCCUUUCUCAGGACAGCUCAUUGCCACAAUGAAGGAAGCUUGUCGGUUUGCAUUUCAGGCGAAGCCUCAGCGAUUAAUGGCAGCGAUGUACACAUGCGAGAUUAUGGCAACUGCAGAAGUGUUAGGUCGAGUCUAUGCAGUCCUUUCAAAACGUGCAGGCCGGGUAUUACAGGAAGAGAUGAAGGAAGGGACAGAAAUGUUCAUCAUCAAGGCCGUUUUGCCAGUUGCAGAAAGCUUUGGUUUUGCUGAUGAAAUCAGGAAGAGGACAAGCGGCCAAGCCAGCCCACAACUUGUGUUCAGUCACUGGGAGGUAAUUCCAAGCGAUCCAUACUGGGUCCCCACAACAGAAGAAGAGUACCUGCACUUUGGGGAGAAAGCUGAUACUGUAAACCAAGCACACAAAUACAUGAAUACUGUGCGCAAACGAAAGGGACUGUAUGUGGAAGAGAAGAUUGUUGAGCAUGCUGAAAAGCAGAGAACCCUCAGUAAAAAUAAAUAAUUGCUUCAAAAUAUAAACUUUACUAAGGAUACUUAUUCACCUGUGAAGAUUGGUAAGGUUGCAGAUGAAAUGUAAAAUCUGCACGAAUGACACCUGGUAAAUUUGUAUUAAUAUUUUUAAUACGAAUACCUUUAAACUCAAAUCAUGCCUUUGUGUUCCAAUUUCCUGUGCUUAUUGAGUACAAAAUGUCAUCAGCUGAAGUUGCAGUCUAACUAAAACAUGUUAGGAUUACAUGUGACAUACUUGAUAUACUUUUUAUUGAAAGAAAAUCUGCCACGGUUACUUGAAACUGUGGCUAAUGAACUCAGGCAUGUGUAUGGCACCCUGUGCAGUUUGUAGAUGUUGGCAUUUGACAUUCAUCUGGUCUGUUUUGAAUUACUCCUAACUAACCCAAGAGUUUCAAGCAGCACAGUUGAGUCCUUUAAUCAUCCCUAAUCCUGAUUCAGUCGAUCUAGAUUGAAAUUUCAAGAAUGUAAUGCUUACAAACUCUCCUGUUGGACUAAUCUCACCAGGUUCAAAUUAAAACUAAUUAACCACCUAUUGAAAUAAUUUUACAGGAAGAAGUGAAACCAAUGACUGUACUGCAGUGCAGUAAGACUUUAUAUGGGAAGCAUCUGCAAAAGUCCUAUUUUGUGGAUGCCAGCAUGUUAUUGGGCAUGGCUGUGUGUUGUUCAGAUUGCUGCAACGGAGUCAAUUACUUCCAAAAAUAUUUUAACUCUAUUAAGGUACAAUGGGGACUCCACCUACUGUAAAUAUUACAGCCUCAUUGAUAUGUUACUUAUUAAAAGAUUUUGGUUGCAUAGAGUGGAAAGUAGUCCUGAAGGAAAUUAAUUACUCUAUAUAUGCAUUAUAGUCCCUGCAUUUCCAGCUUCAGAUCUAAAUAACUGCAUUUCCCUGCUCUAGCUUGAACAUACAGUAGAAAAAGGAUGCCUCUUUUUAUGAGGAUUCAUAUUGGUUUAGGGUUCCAUUUCUUUUGUUUCACAGCACAUGGUAUUCACAUAGUCUACUGCUGAUAAUUCAGUUUCUUUGGAUAAUUCAAAUUGUUUCAAGACAGGCAGAGAACACAAAUUGGUGUUGCCCUGUUUCAGAAAUGAAUUAAUAACUUAUUUAUGAGUAGAUUGUGAAUGCAUUUAUACAUCGAUCCCUAUGUAAACAAUAACUUUGGUCAAUAAUUUGUGGUGUAUAAAACUAUUUCUGUUUUCUGCAUUGUAAAAUAUGAUUAAAGAUUGAU
Molecule: messenger RNA, 4755 nt
Organism: Pristis pectinata (smalltooth sawfish)
Lineage: Eukaryota; Metazoa; Chordata; Chondrichthyes; Rhinopristiformes; Pristidae
Gene: efl1
Product: elongation factor like GTPase 1
Exons: 21
Coding region: 81-3524 (1147 amino acids)
Biological process (GO): cytosolic ribosome assembly
Cellular component (GO): cytosol; ribonucleoprotein complex
Molecular function (GO): GTPase activity; GTP binding; ribosome binding
Source: RefSeq, a predicted model, not a curated record